Neltuma alba is the source of this 1731-nucleotide messenger RNA. RefSeq names its product glycerol-3-phosphate acyltransferase 1-like. Lineage: Eukaryota; Viridiplantae; Streptophyta; Magnoliopsida; Fabales; Fabaceae. Gene Ontology annotation, cellular component: membrane. Gene Ontology annotation, biological process: cutin biosynthetic process. The annotation marks the transcript as partial. The transcript is spliced from 2 exons. Gene Ontology annotation, molecular function: phosphatase activity; glycerol-3-phosphate 2-O-acyltransferase activity. The record is from RefSeq and is a predicted model, not a curated record.
AUAUUCUCCGCAAUCUCUUCCUCUUCUCCCCAAAUACUCAUUUACUCUCUCUCUCUCCCUCUCUCCCUCUCUCUUUCUGUCCUUAACACAGCCUUUCUAGCACUUUCACCACCGUCAUCAUUACUGAGAGGAGAAGCUCAAGUAGUCACCAUGGUGCUGUUAAUGGUUCUUCUCAGGCUUCUAGCUACCUCAUGUCAUAGAGCUGCAAGAAAGAUGAGAACUUAUGGCUUUCACAUAAGCAGUAUUGUGUCAGUUAAGCCAUCACAUUGUUCUCAGUCUUUCCCUAGUAUUACCAAAUGUAGUUUGGAGGGUAGAAAAUCCCAAACGCUAGCCUGUGACAUUCACAGAGUUCUGUUGAGGUCCCACUCUUUCUUCCCCUUCUUCAUGCUCGUUGCCUUUGAAGGUGGAAGCAUUUUCAGAGCCCUCUUCCUGCUUCUGUCAUGUCCUAUAUUAUUGGUUCUAGACUAUGAACUCAAGCUAAAGGUCAUUAUCUUUAUAACCUUUUUUGGGCUCAGGAUAAAGGACAUGGAAAACACUUGCAGGGCAGUUUUACCUAAGUUUUAUCUGGAGAAUCUGAGCCUUGAGGCAUGUGAGGUGUUGAGUUCAGUAGGGUUUAGGGUUGUGUUUACCAGUGUGCCUAGAGUCAUGGUGGAGCGUUUUCUGAAGGAGUAUUUGAGUGUUGAUGAGGUUAUAGGAACAGAGUUGCAGAGUUCUGGAGGUUACUUUACGGGUUUGGUUUCUGAGUCUGGUUUGGUUGUGAAGCAUGGAGCUCUUAAGCAGUACUUUGGAGACAGAAAGCCUGACAUUGGACUUGGAAGUAGUCACAGUGUUCAUGAUCAUCUCUUCAUCUCUCAUUGCAAGGAAGCUUAUGUGGUGAAAAAAAAUGAAGGUUCGGUGAUGCCAAGAGAAAAAUAUCCAAAGCCAUUGAUUUUCCAUGAUGGUAGGCUUGCAUUUCUACCAACCCCAUCAGCAACACUCUUCAUGUUCAUGUGGCUUCCCAUUGGAAUAAUCUUAGCCAUUUACAGGAUCCUUCUAGGAAUCAUUCUACCCUACAAAUUAGCCCUAGUUCUUGGCAGUUUCAGUGGUGUUCACAUCAAUUUCAAGGCUCAUUAUAACUCCAAAAAGUCCCACAAAUCCAAAGGGGUCCUAUAUGUGUGUACCCACAGGACCCUCUUAGAUCCUGUAUUUCUCAGCACAUGUUUGCGUAAGCCAUUAACAGCAGUCACAUACAGCUUAAGCAGAGCCUCUGAGAUUAUAGCUCCAAUAAGGACGGUGAGACUCACAAGGGACAGAAAGAAAGAUGGGGAAGCCAUGGAAAUUCUUCUAAAAGAAGGUGAUUUGGUGGUUUGCCCUGAAGGAACAACUUGCAGAGAGCCAUAUCUGUUGAGAUUUAGCUCGUUGUUUGCUGAAUUGGCUGAUGAGAUUGUUCCUGUGGCCAUUAAUGCGAAAGUGAGCAUGUUCUAUGGGACCACAGCUAGUGGGCUUAAAUGUUUGGAUCCAAUUUUCUUUUUGAUGAAUCCUAGGCCGAAAUAUUUCAUUGAAAUUCUUGAGAAAGUGCCCAGAAAUCUCACAUGUAGUGGUGGAAGAUCCAGCUUUGAGGUGGCUAAUUAUAUACAGAGAAGGUUGGCAGAUGCUUUGGGAUUUGAGUGUACUAAUCUUACAAGGAAGGAUAAGUAUUUGAUGCUUGCAGGGAAUGAAGGGAUUGUUCAACAAAACAUGAGCAAAGAGUGA